Leptidea sinapis is the source of this 960-nucleotide messenger RNA. Its product is annotated as retinal homeobox protein Rx1-like. Gene Ontology annotation, biological process: positive regulation of transcription by RNA polymerase II. Gene Ontology annotation, molecular function: DNA-binding transcription factor activity, RNA polymerase II-specific; RNA polymerase II cis-regulatory region sequence-specific DNA binding. The coding region runs from base 1 to 960 and encodes 319 amino acids. The record is from RefSeq and is a predicted model, not a curated record. The transcript is spliced from 4 exons. Lineage: Eukaryota; Metazoa; Arthropoda; Insecta; Lepidoptera; Pieridae.
AUGGACGUGCCAGACGACCGGUUCUUUGGCGCACAGACUCCGGACCGCUCCGAGAACAACAGCCCGCGCUCCCACAUGAGCAGCCCGAACUCGACCUCCUCGAUAAACGUGACGGACCAGCUCUCCAUAAGCCAACAUCAGCAGAACUUGGAGACCCUUAACCGUAUGGGGAUGUUCUUUCAUCAGCAGAUGCAUUUAAAUCAGAGUUUCGACGCAGUGAAAUCUCGACUGGGCUUGACGCAAGUCAGUCAGGGACCUCGACAUACCAUAGACGCUAUACUGGGACUCAACGGCGGUAGACGAGUGCAAAGUGAGUUUGACCAUCGACGGGAAGAACGGGAUCGAGAGUGCGAGCCCGUGCCCGUUUCCCCCGGAGCUGUGGAGAGUGCUGGCGAGGGGUCGUGCAACAGUAACGACGGGUACCAGGCUCCCGAGGACAAGUCUGAAGAUGAGGAGCCUCCGCGGCCAGGAUCUGCUGACAAGAAGAAGCACCGCCGCAACCGCACCACCUUCACCACCUAUCAGCUGCAUGAGCUGGAGCGCGCCUUCGAGAAGAGCCAUUACCCAGACGUGUACUCACGUGAGGAGCUCGCCAUGAAGGUGAACCUGCCCGAGGUGCGCGUACAGGUGUGGUUCCAAAACCGUCGCGCAAAAUGGCGUCGUCAGGAGAAGAUGGAAGCGGCGCGGCUGGGUCUGUCAGAGUACGGCUGCGCGCCCGUGCCGCGUCUGGCUGGUCUGGGUCUCCCUGUCGACCCCUGGCUUGCGCCCCCUCUGCUCACAGCGCUGCCGGGUUUCCUGAGCCACCCACCUUCAGGCUACCCCAGCUACCUCACCCCCCCGGCGCCCGCGGCCCCCGCACCCCCUGCGGCCCCUGACCCGCGCUCCUCAUCUAUCGCUGCGCUGAGGAUGAAAGCCAAGGAACACGUCGAGAGCUUGAGCAAAGGAUUACAAAUGGUUUAA